Miscanthus lutarioriparius is the source of this 1278-nucleotide messenger RNA. The record is from the annotation of a GenBank genome assembly. NCBI's taxonomy places the organism in Eukaryota, Viridiplantae, Streptophyta, Magnoliopsida, Poales, Poaceae.
AUGGGGUACGUGCUGUCGGCGGUGGCGAGGGUGCUGGAGCUGCCCACAGCGUGGGGGGCGGCCUGGGAGAUGGCGCUCCUCGCGGGGCCCCUCUGGGCGGCGGCCCUCCUUGGCCUCCUGCUCGGCUGGGCCUGGCGCCCGCGCUGGGCAGCCGGCCUCGUCGUCGCCACCGCCGACGGCGGCAGCGCCGCCGCUGCUGCUCAGGCGCCGGCGCAGCCGCCCUUCGCCACGCUCGACUUUUGGAAGGCCCAGCUCCCCGCCCGUCUCCGCGCCCCGCUCGGCUACGCCGGCGCCGCUGUGCAGCAGAGGGAGGACGACGAGGACGCCGUGCAAGGGUCGUCGGAGAUGGCGAACGAGGAGCUGGCUGUGGGGAAGGAUGACCUGGUGAACCUCUGGAGGCUGGUGGAUGGCAGGGACGGCGGCCCGGCCUGGAUCAAGAUGAUGGAGAAGUCGCUGCCCACCAUGACCUACCAGGCGUGGAGGAGGGAUGCCCAGACUGGGCCUCCACAAUAUCAGAGUAGCAGCAUCUUUGAGAACGCCACUCCAGAGGAAGUGAGGGACUUCUUCGGGGACGACGAGUUCCGAAUGUCCAACAAGUGGGAUGAUAUGCUUAUUUAUCAUAAGACGCUGGAGGAGUGCCAGACCACUGGGACGAUGAAAGUACAUUGGGUCCGGAAGUUCCCCUUCUUCUGCAGUGACAGAGAGUACAUAAUUGCUCGUCGGAUAUGGAAACUGGGGGGCGCCUAUUAUUGUGUCACAAAGGGUAUACCAUGCUCAUCCAUUCCACGGCGUAACAAACCUCGAAGAGUUGAUUUGUAUUAUUCAAGCUGGUGCAUCCGUGCAGUGGAAUCCAAGAGAGGGAACGGAGGGUUGACAGCCUGUGAGGUUCUCUUGUUUCACCAUGAGGACAUGGGUAUCCCAUAUGAGAUUGCAAAGCUUGGUAUUCGGCAAGGAAUGUGGGGAUGUGUAAAGAAAAUUGAGCCUGGACUCCGGGCCUAUCAGGAAGCCAGGGCUGCCGGGGAGCCAGCAUCACGGAGUGCCUUGAUGGCCCGAAUCAAUACUAAGGUCGGCGACAAUUUUGUUCGGUCAUUGGAGUCCAACAGCGACGAAUCAGAAAUCGUGGAAGCAGAAGAGAAGCCUGCGAGGAACCACGUGGCAAGGUUCCUUGUACUCGGAGGGGCAGUUGCUUUGGCCUGUACUCUUGAUCAAGGGCUCCUAACAAAGGCUCUCAUCUUUGGCGUCGCGCGGAAAUUCGUUGGGCAGAGGAAGACAUUGUAG